AUGACCAUCACAACUGCCGAGCCCGCAGAAAGUCUGUUCAACACGCUUGGUGCACAAUAUGAGGACGCCUUCGCCAAUGAUCCCCUCCUCUGCUCUUUUAUCAAAACUGUGGCAGAUAAGCUACCAGCCAAUAGCAAAGUUCUCGAUGUUGGCUGCGGUACCGGAAAGCCCGUUUCGCAUCUCCUCGCUAGUGCAGGCCAUGUCGUCCAUGGCAUUGACGUCUCAGCUGAGAUGGUCCGACUCGCUGGGUCCCAAGUCCCCGGAGGGUUCUUCCAGCAGGCUGAUAUGAGAGAAUACCAGCCGCCGUAUGAGAUGGACGGCGUAUUCGCCAUAUUAUCACUGUUCCAGCUCACACCUGGGGAUUUGGUCUCGAUGAUGUAUAAGUUUGCGGAAUGGGUGCGGGAGGACGGAUUCGUGGCUCUGUGCGUCUUGCCGAGUACGGCAUUGGCACCACAGCGAGUCGUGUAUGACCCAACUUGGGAUGCGGUUUGGAUGAUUGGGAAGGAAUGGAUGGGCAGUUUGACGAACGAAUCUUUUCUUUCAGAGAACGGCUGGGAACGAGUGCUCAAGGAGGCCGGUUUUGUCCUUGAGGCUGAGCCAAUGUCGUAUCUCUUUUCCCCAAUUGGAGAGAACCAUAUCCCCGAGGCGCACCACUGCUUGAUCGCGAGGCGGGUCGAGAAAGCACCGCUCUUGGGACCGUUCCCGUGGCCGUCUGGUCAAAUGAUGACAGGGGUUUGCAAUACGAACAGAAACAUGAUGAAGGAGCAGCGACUUGUGAGCACGGAACUGGAUAAGUUGAUGCUGGGAUUGGGUCAACAGAACGUGUUUGCCCUCGAUAACAAUGCCAAAGGUAGUGCUUCUCUCUCCAAACCUGGCAAGUUAACACUAACUAAAGACAAAAAGGGAGCUGGCUAUCAGAAACGCCUUCAUACCGUUGCAUAUAAUUGA
Messenger RNA from Penicillium brevicompactum, 948 nucleotides. RefSeq lists its product as uncharacterized. The transcript has a single exon. The record is from RefSeq and is a predicted model, not a curated record. Bases 1 to 948 code for a protein of 315 amino acids. NCBI's taxonomy places the organism in Eukaryota, Fungi, Ascomycota, Eurotiomycetes, Eurotiales, Aspergillaceae.